Spodoptera littoralis (African cotton leafworm) is the source of this 912-nucleotide messenger RNA. NCBI's taxonomy places the organism in Eukaryota, Metazoa, Arthropoda, Insecta, Lepidoptera, Noctuidae. The record is from the annotation of a GenBank genome assembly.
AUGUUUUUUAAUAAAGCCAUUUUCUGCCAAAUUUUACUAAAGAGGAAGAGGUGCUGCUAUAUUGUCUCCGCUCUGUUCGCCGUCGCGGCCGCGGCACCAUCAGGCCUGUACGCGCCGGUCAUAGUACCAGCCGUCAGAGCAGUGGCAGUGCCAGCAGCCAUCCCGACGAUAUCCCCAGGAGACAUACAAGCAGCAGCCAUCGACGCCCAAGUCCAAGCUCAAGACCAAGCCCAGGCCGCAGCCGACAAAGCCAGAGAACUAGCUGAACAAGCAAACGAAAACAUCAACGAGAAAGCCAUAACCGACGCCACAGGUGCCAACGAACAGAACUUAGAAGCUUUCUGGUCUGCUGAGGACAAGAAAUGGCAAGCAGUCGACGCUUUGAAGACAGCUGAAGCUCAAAUUGAUGGAGCUGUUGCUAGCAACGCUAACAACUUGGCCAAAUCUGCCGUCAGUGGUGUAGCAGUUCCUUAUGUAGCGGCCGUAGGACCUGUCGCUCCCAUCGUAGCUCCAAUCCCACCAGUGGUCUACUCAGGCUACGUCGCUCCAUCAAGCUAUUCUUCUCAGACCCUGAUCACUGGUCAAGAAAUCAAGACUGAGAUUAAGGAAGAGAACAAGGAAGCUGCCGUGAAGACCGCUGAGCCUGCGCCAGCUGAGGCUGCCCAAGCUGAGGGUGAGAAGAAGGUCGAAGGAGCUGAAUCUCCCGCUCUGAAAGCUGCAGAGAACCUUAAAGAGAAGCCUGCCUUCAUUGCUCAGCCUCUGAUAGCUCCUAUCGGUUUUCCCAACGUCUACAGGUAUGAUGUAGCUGUUCCAUCAGUAGGUGCUUACAUUGGCCAACCUAUUCUGAAGUAUGCUGCAGUACAACCGGUACCUGGAGUGCUUACUCCCACAUUUGUGAACGCUUGGAAAUGA